UAGUUUGGCUUUUCUUACGGGAAAGAACGAAAGAUUCAUGGAAUAGCCAGCCCACCUCUGCAAGUGCAAAUCCGAGAAGAUUUUCUUUACAGGACUAUUCUUGAAGUAGGUAUAGUACCAAUACCAUGGGGAACAAGGAAUCAAUAGAUGACUCUUUCCAAGAUGAAACUCCACGGGGGCCAACUUAUGCAGGGACUUCAAGGGAACCUUACUAUAGUACACAGCAAUCGUCAUACAUACCCGAUAAUUUUAGCUCUUUUGAUGAGGGGCCAACUUAUGCAGGGACUUCAGGGGAACCUUACUAUAGGAGUACACGGCAAUUGUCAUACAUACCUGAUAAUUUUAGCUCUGUUGAUGAGGUUAUUUCUGCAUUGAGAGAAGCUGGUCUCGAAUCAUCCAAUUUAAUCCUUGGUAUCGACUUUACAAAGAGCAAUGAAUGGACAGGUAAAUAUUCAUUCAACAGGAAAAGCCUUCAUGCAAUCGGUGGCAUUCCUAACCCAUAUGAGCAAGCUAUAUCCAUAAUUGGCCGUACAUUGUCUCCUUUUGAUGAUGACAACUUGAUACCUUGUUUUGGAUUUGGUGAUGUGUCAACACAUGAUCAAUAUGUUUUCAGCUUUUUCCCUGAUUUUCGAUGUUGCCAUGGCUUUGAGGAGGCUCUUGCACGAUAUAGAGAGAUUGUUCCUUAUUUAAAAUUGGCAGGUCCAACAUCAUUUGCUCCAAUAAUUGAUGCAGCAAUUGAUAUUGUGGAGAGAAGUAAUUGGCAAUAUCAUGUCCUCGUCAUUAUUGCUGAUGGACAGGUCACCAGGAGUGUUGAUUUACCACCUGGAAGGUUUAGUCCACAAGAACAAGCAACUAUCAAUUCUAUAGUUGCUGCUAGUCAAUAUCCUCUCUCAAUUGUUUUGGUUGGAGUUGGAGAUGGACCAUGGGAUGAAAUGCAACAUUUUGAUGAUAACAUUCCUCACCGGGCAUUUGAUAACUUCCAGUUUGUUAACUUCACAAAGAUAAUGUCCGAGAACAAAGAAAUGUCAAAGAAAGAAGCAGCCUUUGCACUGGCUGCACUCAUGGAAAUUCCUUUUCAGUAUAGAGCCACACAGAGCUCAAGUAGAGAAGGGGUGGAAGUUGGGACGCCUCGUACAACACCACUUCCUCCUCCACGUGAAGUGAUCGAUCAUGACAGCGCAGUUAAAACAUACCCCCACAUGACAAGCUUUCAACCUGUUGAGGAGUCAACCACAAGCUUUCAACAUGUUGAGCCUGUUGAGUCAACCACUACAGAGCAGGUCUGCGCUAUAUGCUUGACAAAUCCAAAGAACAUGGCAUUUGGAUGCGGUCAUCUGACUUGCAAGGAUUGCGGUGCAAACUUGACAUUCUGCCCUAUGUGCCGUGAGCCAAUAAGAACACGGAUCAGAUUAUAUUCAUGAGCAGAUGGUUUCUUCACCUGCCAAAGGCUUGGGACUAUGUUCUUGUGUUGUAGAAAUGUGAAAUAAUUGAACUAGCAUAGCACUCUCCAAUAUUUCAUUUAUCAUUGAAAAUCUAGAUAGUUCAGUGUAAAUUACCAAGUGAUCUGGAAACUUUUUAUUGUUUAAUUCUGUUUAUCUACAAAUGGUUUUAUAUAGGAUUGGAUUGGCAACACUA
Messenger RNA from Nelumbo nucifera (sacred lotus), 1635 nucleotides. Its product is annotated as E3 ubiquitin-protein ligase RGLG3-like. Lineage: Eukaryota; Viridiplantae; Streptophyta; Magnoliopsida; Proteales; Nelumbonaceae. Gene Ontology annotation, molecular function: ubiquitin-protein transferase activity. Gene Ontology annotation, cellular component: nucleus. Gene Ontology annotation, biological process: protein ubiquitination. The record is from RefSeq and is a predicted model, not a curated record.